Molecule: messenger RNA, 2165 nt
Organism: Carassius auratus (goldfish)
Lineage: Eukaryota; Metazoa; Chordata; Actinopteri; Cypriniformes; Cyprinidae
Product: low-density lipoprotein receptor class A domain-containing protein 2-like
Exons: 5
Coding region: 244-1386 (380 amino acids)
Molecular function (GO): protein binding
Source: RefSeq, a predicted model, not a curated record
GGCACAAAAGCCAGGAUGAUGAACAAGGAUUAAGCUCGACGCAUCUGAGAUGCCAUAGACAAAUAUUCCUGCUUAAAAACCAUUAAAAAGCAGUUAUUUAGGGGCGUUUCACGGGCUAUAUGUCGUCUUUAUAAAUUAAGGGAAUGUUUGGUUUUCGCAAGAGUAUACUUUGCGCGGUACAAAUGCGACAGAACAAUUGCAUUUAACAUUGGAGCAGCAAGUGCUUUUGCUUGGACACGCGAGAUGGCCAGAGUGCGAUGCAUUCAGCACCUGUCAGGAUGGUUUGUUCUCUUCAGCUUAAUGACACGCCAGAGUCACUCCAUUGAGACAGUAAAUGUUGUGGACUUCUGUGGACAGACAAUACAGGGGGACGGCAUGGUCGUAAAGUCCCACCAGGAGUCCCGGAAGUACUACUUUGUCUCCUUGGGAACGGAUUGCCACCUGACCAUGCAGUCCGCCACCCCCCGGGACAAGGUGCAGUUCUAUUUCCGCUUCUUUCUGGUCUACAGCCUGCUAAGAGUGUCCCCGCACAGCCCUGCACCCCCCCUCCAAGAAUCACCCAGGGGGUCUUCAUCAUCCGGCCCAACGCGGCCUGACCAGAGCCUGGAGCCAACCACUGGAGAGGGGCCUGGAGACCCCUGCCACGCUGGCUCGUACAUCCAGUUCUAUGAUGGGAGGGAUAAGUCCGCGCCCCCUAUUGGCCAGCCACUCUGUGGGAAGAGCCCUCCUCGACCAGUGCUGUCAACGGGCAACUUUCUAACUCUGCGUCUUGUGACACGAGGAACUCAGCCAAGGGUGGACUUUGUUGGAGACUUCACUUCAUUCAGGCUGGGUUUUAACCAAUCAGAGUGCCGAGGUGAGCCUUACUUCAACUGUCGCAAUGGGAAGUGUAUCCCCAUGAGUCUGGUUUGUGCGGAUGAUAAAGGCAUUGACAACUGUGGCGAUGGCAGUGAUUUAAUUAAUUACCCUGGUUGCAAUGAUCCUCUAUCUACACCCAAGCCCUCACAGCAUCAUGUUACCCAACCAGCACGGACACUGAACGUUCCCACUCAGACAGUGUCCACUUUAAAGAACUGCGCCACGUCAAACGCCAUUCCUGAUCCAGAUUCUGUGACCGAUUCCCAGUCUUCUAUUUCUCUGAUGGUGCUGUAUGUGGUUCUGGGUGUGACUGCAGUGGGGGUCCUCAUGUGCUGGUGCUGUUGGGCCCCUGGCUGGUUCCUGUGGCGUGUGAGUGUGUUUCGCUUCUUGCCCUGCUGUAACUCCUGCUGCGCGUCCUGCCAGCUGUGUGGACGGAGCUGCUCCAAAAACAAGGAGCACCGACUGGCAAAGGUUACACCAGAAGGAGCCGCAACACCUGUGUCGUCCAUCACCACGGUGGCUGUGUAAAUACCCUCCUCUGAUCUCUCCUAGAUUCCUAAAAGACUCAGAAUGGAGAUGCUGAGGGCAGGAUGUUAGGAAGUGGUGUGAGAGUAGAAGUUCUCCUUUUUCAUUUUGUACAAUGAAAAAGAAGCAAGAAUUGCUGGACAGUUGAUUGUUUUUCACGUAACUUUUUUUUUUCGUUUGUUUUCAAAAAUGAAAAAAUAUAUUUCAUGUUAUAUGUAUUUUAUAGAUACUGGUUCUGGGGAAAUGACAUGAGCUGAGAUUUCUAGAUUCUAGUUGGUUUUGGAAAGUGAAAACUCCAAUAAUUCCAGCUCAGUGGGAUAAAGUGAACACUUCAGCUACAAAGGACGGAGAAAAUAAAAAGUGUUAUUAUUCAAAGUUUCCAUUAAAAUGCUCAUAAAGCUAUCAAAAAUACCAGGAACUAUUGGAUAUCAUUUACAAACUGUGUUCAUUCAAGGUUAUGCCAAAUAAGUGGUAAUACUCUGUAAGCUUUUUUCUGAAAAGUGUUUCCUUAAAAACAAAUCUUGCAUUUUCACUGACAUAAAAGCUCAGAAACCUAAAUUAUUGUUGCCACUGUUUAAGAAAAUGUGACGUGCAAAAUAACUACUGUAAUGUACAUAAUUUCUUUAGGUAGAACUAGUAAAUAUGAUUGGAGGAACUACAAAGUGGAAAUUUGUUUAUUAAUGUGAUGCAAAAAAUAUAUUUUACGAAUACUGAAAAAAGAAAAUUUGCUGAAAAUGUACUCGUCCUCAGCCAUCCAAGAUGUAGAUAAGUUUGUUUCUUCA